GUCAUCAACCCUUGCCUCUGCGCCAGGACACACAGAUCACCUAAACCAAUCACUAACCUGUUUUUUAAAUACCUCCAAUCAGAGAGAAUCCACAACUUUAUUUUGUGACUGUUGUACUGUGGAACGGCACACUGCCACUUCUCAGAAGAGGUGGGAGAUCAAUGUGACUCUGGACACAGCCAGGAUGAAAAGGAACUAGUCAGACUCCUCCUUGGGGAGACUGAUGGCGGUGUAAAAGGUUUGUUGUGGCCAGUGUCAGAAGCCUUCCCGGCUCCAUCACCAACGCCUACCUUCCACCUCGACCCACUAGAGACCACUUAAACACCAGAGCGGAGGCGACAGCUGUAUUCAGAAAACCAUGCUUCAUGUCAGCAGGCACCAACGGCCGAGUUUAAACUCUGUUCAGCAUGUGGACACCGCGGAGAAAUGAGCUGCCCGGACAAGCCAGGGCAGCUCAUAAACUGGUUCCUCUGCUCCCUGUGCGUCCCGAGGGUGCGGAAACUCUGGAGCAGCCGGCGCCCCAGGACGCGGAGGAACCUCCUGCUGGGCACCGCCUGCGCCAUCUACCUGGGCUUCCUGGUCAGCCAGGUGGGGCGCGCCUCUGUCCAGCACGCAAGGCCGGCAGGAAAGGGGCCGCACCGGAGCCGGGCUGCCACCGAGGCCCCGUUCCCUGAGAUACCCCUGGAUGGCACGCUGGCCCCUCCCGAGUCCCAGGGCAAUGGCACCACGCUGCAGCCCAACGUGGUGUACAUCACCCUGCGCUCAAAGCGCAGCAAGCCAGCCAACAUACGUGGCACAGUGAAACCGAAGCGCAGGAAAAAGUAUGCAGUGGCUUCUAGAGUCCCGGGGCCCGAGGCUUUGGUGGGACCAUCCCUUCGGCCUCAGGUAGCUGCAAGGGCAAUGGAUUCUGAAGUACCCGGGCAUAUCCCAGGAGGAAACCUGGCCAAGGCUGGGGAGCGACCCUGGAGGUGGAUCCAGGGUCCGGGAGCAAGAGGUGGGGGCGCAGAUGUGCAGCUGCCCCCGGCCGAGGAGAGCAACAUCAGGAUCUACAGCGAGAGCGCCCCAUCGUGGCUGAGCAAAGAAGACAUCGGCCAGAUGCGCCUGCUGGCCAACGGCGCCGUGGCGGGUCUCCAGCCGGCCCAGUCCAGGAGUGGAGCACGCCUGCUGGUGCUGGAGGGGACUACCCGGCCCUCGGUGCCCGCCUGCGGUCCCAGCCCCUGCGGGCUGCUCAAGCAGUCUCUGGACAUGAGCGAGGUGUUUGCCUUCCACCUAGACAGGAUCCUGGGACUCAACCGGACCCUGCCCUCUGUGAGCAGGAAGUCUGAGUUCAUCCAAGAUGGCCGCCCAUGUCCUUUCAUCCUCUGGGAUCCUUCUUUGUCUCCAACAAAUAAUGAGACCCACUCUUCUGUUAAGCUCACUUGGGGAACUUAUCAGCAGUUGCUGAAACAGAAGUGCUGGCAGAAUGGUCGAGUACCCAAGCCUGAAUGGGGCUGUACUGAAAUACAUCACCACGAGUGGUCCAAGAUGGCCCUCUUUGAUUUUUUGUUACAGAUUUAUAACCGCCUGGAUACAAAUUGCUGUGGGUUCCGACCUCGGAAGGAAGAUACCUGUGUACAGAGUGGACGGAGUUCAAAAUGCGACAACCAGGAUACUGUGGUUCUAGCCCACAUUGUCCAGAGAAAGCAGGACCCAAGACACUUGGUUUUUAUAGAUAACAAGGGUUUCUUUGACAGAAGUGAAGAUAACUUGAACUUCAAACUCUUAGAAGGCAUCAGAGAGUUUCCCGAAUCUGCAGUUUCUGUUUUGAAGAGCCAACACUUACGGCAGAAACUUCUUCAGUCUCUGUUUCUUGAUAAAGUUUACUGGGAGAGUCAGGGAGGUAGACAGGGCAUUGAAAAGCUAAUCGAUGUGAUAGAACAGAGAGCCAAAAUCCUGCUCACCUACAUCAAUGCACACGGGGCCAAAGUGUUACCUAUGAAUGAAUAACAAAAGGUCUUCUGGCUAGCGGUCCAGUCCUUUUAGAGAUGAGGCAGUGGAGAUCAACACACAAAGUAAAUGAAUUUAAUCUAGUAAAUAUGAUGAACCUGAGCACAAUAGCAGUCUUUAAAAGCUUUUGCAAUAUACUGCUAAGAUAUAUCUGUUUACAUUUUCCUUUAACAUCAUGACCUGGAGUCUCAACAUCUGAGCACAGAAUGGUUGCAAUUUUGAUCCCAGUUAGUUGUGUUAAAGCACCUGUCACAUCAGUUAAUAGGAUAGUAUGAACCAGAAGUGGUGAUUCCUUUAAUAAAUCAGGUUUGAUGCCAUUUGCUGGUCUGACUCAAUACUAAUGGGAACAAUUCUGGACAUCUUUCUGUUGUUGAUUGUUAGAACAGACAGUAGUUUCAACACUACCCAGAGGCAACUCUACACUGGAAAAUGGAGGUGUAUAACCUUCAGAAACUUCAGAUUCUAUAGUAAUUCUAAGGAGAAGUGUUGGUUUAUUUGUAAAACCUCCAGUGUAUGUUCUAUUAUAUCUAAAAAUGAUCAGCCAGCUUUGUGAUCCUCAACACAAGAAUCACAUUUUCCAUUCCCUUUCAGAAAUGUAUUAACAUUUUGUUAUCAGUAUAGAAACCUACAUCUGACAGUUUAUACAUUAAGUAGUUUUACUCUUUGUUUUAGUCCAACUUAUGUCUGGUGGUUUAAAAAUUCAAUUUUUAGGUAUAAAAUUGCAUAUGUGAAACUAUGCUUAUUGAGUGUCUUUUGGUUGGGUGGAUGCUCUUUUUACAUUUUUUGUCAUUUUUACUAAGGAUAGGCUAUAAUUUCUGCUUAUUUCAUAAAUAAUAGUGGAUUUCUUCAAGCUUGUUCUUUGUAAUUAUAUUUAAACAGAAUUAAUUGAUAUUGUCCAGAUAUUGACAAUAGGACCAGAGUGUGUUUGAAUAUAUUGUUUGACUUAUUCCAAUAUGAAAAAUAGGAGCAAAGUAAGUUAAAACCCAACUCUGGUCAGUUCUCCUCAAGUGAAAUCACAUGACUAGAAACAGGAAAUUGGAGGAUAUCUAACCUCAAAAAAUUCUCUCUGAACUCUGUCGCUUAGUCACUAAGUCAUGUUCGACCCUGUGACCCCAUAGACUAUAGCCCUCCAGGCUCCUCUGUGCAUGGAAUUUUCCAUGCAAUAAUAGUGGAGUGGGUUGCCAUUUCCUUCUCCAGAGGAUCUUCCUGACCCAGGGAUCGAGCCCAUGUCUCCUGCUUGGCAGGUGGAUUCUUUACCACUGCACCACAUGUCCUUGGAGACAUCUACAUCAUGGUGUUUGAUAGAUGUUCACAUAGAGAUUUGAAGUCUUGAAUAAAUUGCUAUGACCCUCCCCCCCUCACCUCUUAUUAAGAAGCUACUAUACUGACUUCUUUCAGCUAAAAAAAUUAGAAUAUUUAUAAUGCACUCUAUCCUCUGUUUUCUCAGUUCUGCAUGUUAUUCCUAAAGUGCAUCCCAUUUUCUGUGUUCUAAUAAGGGUCGCUCAGAAUCCCUGAAGAUUAGAAUUACUAAAGACUGUAUGAUAAAGGCUAACCUGUCUAUAGAUUUUAAUUUAUACAAACGUUUGAGGCAAAGUGACAUAAUAACAUGUAGAUUAUAAGACAACGUAGACAAAGGAGAAGGGAAUCAUUUGCUCCUCUAAUUAUAACUUUUCUAGGCUUACAUUCAAGCCCUGCUUGUUAGCGCCCUCACUUCUCAGCUGACCCUUAGAGCUGGCCUUCAGACCAUGCUGUCUUCAGCGUUCCCUCCGCAGCCCUGAGUGCCUCUCCCACCCUCCGCCCCAUACUUUCUAAGUACACGUGGACUCUGCUGAGUCUCCACUGCUACCUGCUGUAUUUGGUCUUUUUAAGAUCACUUUGUGUCUCAAGAAUCAGCAUAUUAAUGAGAAAUUGGCCUAAUAGAAGUCUGGAGAUGCAAACUCUACAUUCAAAUAACUCUUUGUCAAGUUGCCUUAUACCUUGUCUUAUCUAGGUGGCAUAUUUGCAUUUUAAUAUGCCUUUCAUGGAAUAUACCAUCUUGUCCAACUUUGUGAUACUGGUGCUGGAAAUCCCAGGUUUCUCAGAAGUGGCUUUGAUUUUGCAUCUUAACCUAUACCCCUUCUGGGCAACUUGGUCCUCCCGCUGGUGGGUCUCAUUGUUUAUUUGCCUCCAGUUUUUCUGAAAUGCAAAGUAUCAAAUGACAGGUCCAGGAACACAUGUUUAAUUUAGUCAUCUUUGCUUUUUAACAGUAUAUGUUGUUUUAGAAUCAGUGGAUAAUUCAUGCUAUAUUAUUUUUGAAUGAUGGAAGACUUGAGGCCAGGCUUUUCAUUCUAAUAAAUAAACUCUUCUCUUACUGAAACAAUGAGAAUACUCCACCUUUCAAAUGUACUCAUUAUGCUGCAGUUUGGUUCACAUUGCACAUUAUGGGGUUUAUUUAUAAUUUGAUAAAUUUAAAAUAGAGCAGUUUACAUAGGCAGACAUACAGAAGCUUAUUCUUGUGUGAUUAUUUUUUAAACUGAUAUUAUGAAAAUAAACAUAUCUUAAAAAUAUGUCAUAAAAAUGUUAAAAAUUAAAAAUGUGUGUUUUUUAUUUUGUCAGUGUUUUUGUUGUUGGUUUGUUUUUAUCUUGUUUUAUAGGUGAACUGCUUUUAAGAAGUGAACUCUAGGGGAGUGUUUGCUACCUUUAUCCAUGAUAAAAGAAACAAUUGAAUAGUCGAGAAUUAUACUAGACUGUGUUUGUGUAUGCAUAUAUUUGAUAUCGUUAAUAAUGAUAUUAUGUCUUCCCUUGGUGUACAUUUAGCACUCUUUUAGGUGGGAUGCAAAUUACUUAACAGAUAUCAUAAAUUAUAAGAAGAUACUAAUUUGGGGUUUUCUUUGCUUGAUGUGAGUCUUACCAUUAUAUUUAAAGCUUCCUUGGUAGCACUCAUAUUUAUUAAAUUUAUUAGGUACCUGGGAAACUUAUUAAAAUAUAAAAUGUCUUAGACUUAUGCUCAAAAUUUUUAUAAUCUCUAAACUUCUGUAAUAGCCUGUUUAUACCAUUGUGCUUUUAGAUAUAUGGUAAAUUAUAUCCAGUGACUGAAAUAAAAUAACCUAAAUGUAGGUUCAUUUAGUCUUAUGAAAUUCUAAUGUUUAUCUCAGUACAGAUUAAAUAAGGCACAUUAGAGCACUAGCCUGAAAAUAUGAUAUGGAAAUGGUAUUGAUACAUAAGUCACAAAAAGAUGAUGAAGGCAUUUCUCUAAAGAAUAAAUAAUGUUAUCAAGAAUCAGGAACUUUCAUGAAUGAAAGAUGAUUUGACUUGUCAGAAAAGGUGUUGGACACUUGGAAAUAGCCCCAAGUAUUCUUUCAAUGCAAUGCUGGAUUUGAUUUUGUAUUGAAUGGACUAUUUAACAACGCUCUAGGGCAGAGGUUAACUUGUAGAUUUUUACCCCAGGGAGAUACAAAUAAUUUCUGUCUGGUGGAUAAAACAAUCCUACCUUAAUGGCUUUACAAAUUAUUACCCUGUUGGACAUUAACCAGUUUUUUGUUUUUGUUUUUGAAUUUGUCCAACAAUCUUAUCCUAACAUUUGCCUGUAAAUAUUUAGCUUUAGAAACACUCUUGAAAUCAUACUGUCUUCUUACUAGUUUCCUUGUUAUUAAUUAUUUUAAUAAAAUCUUUGGAUCUGUUCAUUUUAUAUUUACAUAAGAGUUGCGGUUUUACCUUUUCGAAGAUUUUGGUUUAAUAAACUUUGACUGUA
Molecule: messenger RNA, 5716 nt
Organism: Capra hircus (goat)
Lineage: Eukaryota; Metazoa; Chordata; Mammalia; Artiodactyla; Bovidae
Gene: GASK1B
Product: family with sequence similarity 198 member B
Exons: 6
Coding region: 427-1986 (519 amino acids)
Cellular component (GO): Golgi apparatus
Source: RefSeq, a predicted model, not a curated record